CAGAGGAAAUGGAAAGUGCAGAGUCCCUGGGCAGCAAAGGUCUUGCUUAACAAACAGUAUGAAUGUCAGUGUGAAUGAAGCAGAGUGAGCAGGGCCCAAACACAAACAAUGAUGGUGGCAUGACGGGAGAGAUGAAGCCAUGCAGUGGCUGAGAGAUCGUGUGUGAAGGAGGUGACUAGAUCGAAAAUUCUCAUUAGUCUUGAAAUUUCACUACUGCGUUUGACUAUGAUGAUGCAACCUGUUUGGAAGAAGAAAAACUGGUGUAAAACAGGCUUAGAAAGUUAAGUGACUUGCCAAUAGCCUCGAAGUGUUUGAACCCAGUUCUUAAGGACUCCAAAAGCCACGUCUCUUCUCCCACACUUCGCUGACCCCAAGAAGCUUAAGUGACAUGGAGGAAAAAUAUAGAUGUGUAUUCCAGAAGUGACAGUUCAUGGCACAUACAGUCAGAGCAUGCUAUUGGGCACUUAUUUUUGUCAUUAUGUUGCUGUUGGUUAAAGCAGAAAUAGAUGUGUGCAGAAGAGGAAAUGUGACUGUGACGCCUUCCCGUGUAAUUUCACUUGGGUCAGCUGUCAACAUUUCAUGCUCUCUGAAGCCUAAACAAGGCUGCUCUCAGUAUUCCAGUUUUAACAAGUUAAUCCUCUACAUGUUUGACAAAGUGAUCAAGUCACAGCGUGGCCACUCCCUCAGUUCUGAGAUCUCAGGUCUCCCUCUGGGUACAACACUGUUUGUCUGCAAGAUGGUCUGUGGCGACAGUGAGGGGAUCCGAAUAUGUGGGGCAGAGAUCUCAGUUGGUGUUGUUUCAGAACAGCCUCAAAACUUAUCUUGUGCACAGAAGGGAGAACAUGGGAUGGUGGCUUGCACCUGGGACAGAGGACGAGACACCCACCUAUAUACGACGUAUACUUUACAGUUAAAGGGACCAAAAAAUUUAACUUGGCAGAAGCAAUGUAAUGGCUAUGAUUGUGACCAUUUGGACCUUGGAAUCAACCUAAGCCCUGAAUCACCUGAAUCCAGUUACACAGCCAAAGUUACUGCUAGCAAUAGUCUUGGAAAUGCCUCUUCAUUUCCAUCCACAUUCACAUUCUUGGACAUAGUGAAGCCUCUUCCUCCGUGGGACAUCAGAAUCAACUUUGUAAAUGAUUCUGUGAGCAGAUGCACUCUUCAGUGGAGAGAUGAGGGCAUGGUGCUGCUUAAUCGACUCAGAUAUCGGCCCAGUAACAGCAGGUCCUGGACUAUGGUUAAUACUACAAAUGCCAAAGGAAGACAUGAUUUGUUGGACCUGAAACCAUUUACAGAAUAUGAAUUUCAGGUUUCCUCUAAGCUACGUCUUCAUAAAGGUAGUUGGAGUGACUGGAGUGAAUCGUUGAGAACGCAAACACCAGAAGAAGAGCCUACGGGAACGUUAGACAUCUGGUACGUGAAACAGAACAUUGACUACAGUAGACAACAGAUUUCUCUUUUCUGGAAGUAUCUGAGUGUCUCAGAGGCAAGAGGGAAAAUCCUCCACUAUCAUGUCACCUUGCUGGAGGUGGCAGGGGAGAAAACCACACUACGGAACAUCACAGAGAAUACCUCCUGGACCUGGGUCGUUCCCAGAACUGAGAACUGGGCUGCGGCUGUGUCUGCUGCUAACUCAAAAGGCAGUUCCCUGCCCACUCGUGUUAACAUAACGGACCUGUGUGGGGCAGGGUUGCUGGCUCCUGGCCAGGUCUCUGCAAACUCAGGGGGUGUGGACAACAUCCUAGUGACGUGGGAGCCUCCCAGGGAGGCCGCCUCUGCUGUCCGCGAGUACGUGGUGGAAUGGAGGGAGCUCCCUCCGGGGCACAGCACGUGGCUCCCUCUGAAGUGGCUACGAACCUCCCCACACAACUUGUCUGCUUUGAUUUCAGAGAACAUAAGGCCCUACGUCUGUUACGAAAUCCGCGUGCACGCGCUGUCAGGGCACCGGGGAGGAUGCAGCUCCACCCGGGGGGACUCGAAGCACAAAGCACCACUGAGUGGCCCCUACAUUAAUGCCAUCACAGAGGAAAAGGGGAGAACUUUAAUUUCAUGGGACGAAAUUCCAGCCCAGGAACAAAAGGGCUGCAUCCUCCAUUACAGGAUAUACUGGAAGGAACAGGACUCCAGUUCCCAGCCUCGAUUUUGUGAAAUUCCCUAUAGGGCCUCUCCAAAUUCACACGCACUAGACAGCCUGCAGCCCUGGGUAAGACACGUCCUGUGGAUGACGGCUCUGACAGCUGCUGGUGAAAGCCCCCAAGGAAACAAGAGGGAGUUUUGUCUACAAGGGAAAGCCAGUUUGAGCACAUUUGUGGUACCGAGCAUUUGCACUGCUGUCAUCAUGGUGGGCAUCUUCUCAGUCCGUUACUUCCGGCAAAAGGUAUUUGUUCUCCUUUCAGCCCUCAGGCCUCAGUGGUGUAGCAGAGAAAUUCCAGACCCAGCGAAUAGCACUUGGGCCAAGAAAUAUCCCUUUGUGGAGGAGAAUAUGCAGCUGCCCUUGGACAGGCUCCUGACAGACUGGCCCACUCCGAAAGAACCUGAGCCCCUGGUCAUCAAUGAAGUCCUUCAUCAAGUGACCCCAGUCUUCAGACAGCUCCUUUGUUCCAACUGGCCAGAAAAGGGAAAAGGAGUCCAAGGUCACUAUACCUCGGAAGAAGACGCAGGGUACAGUGCCUCAAGCUCACCACCUCCAAGAGCUCUCACAGCAGAGACAGGACAGCUAGUGAAUCUCUACAAGGUGCUGGGGGGCAAGGGCCCCGGCUCCAAGCCAGGAAACCCAGGAAGCCCCUUAACAGUCCUCCCAGUGGACUACCUUCCCACCCAGGAGGGCUACCUACCCUCCAACAUAGAUUACCUCCCUUCACAGGAGGCUCCUCUAACUGAGCCCCUGGAAGAGCUGGAGCCUCAGCACAUCUCUCUUUCUGUUUUCCCCUCGAGUUCCCUUCACCCGCUCACCUUCUCCUGUGGAGAGAAGCUGACUUUGGAUCGGUUAAAGAUGGGGUGCGGCUCCCUCAUGCUUUGAGUGAAGCUUGAAACUUGGAAAAUCAAAGUGCUCCCGACCAGUACAGCACGCCCAUCUACCCAGCCCUCCGAGCACUGUCGUCACCUCUGGGUGCUAUUAGACUGGCUGCAGCUAGAGGGUAGUCAAGAAAGCUCAGGGUGAAUCUUAGCAACUGUGAGUUGGCUGCAAUCCAGAUACCUCAUCUUGCCUUCUCUAGAGGCUGAAGAUUACAUCCUUUACUAAAUGGACCUACAGACUCCAGUCCAAGUUCCCGUAACUUUGUUGGCUAUGCUAGCUAGCAUUACUGAAGAACUGAAUUUUUAUUGUAAUUAAGUCACACCUGGGCUUAGUGGCUACUGUAUUAAACACAUAUACAGAUGGAUACAUUAGUGAGAAUGACAGGGGAACCUUCAAAACAGAUCAGCCUAGUUUUACAAAUGAUAUAAAAGACCCUCGUGAACACCAAUAUAAAAGGACUCCCAAGACUGCUUAUUUGUGGAAGCCUAAGAAUGUAUGUUUCCUCCUAGUUUUGUCUUCACCUUUCAGUGACUCAACCACAGCUUGUGGAAAGCUACUGUAAACCCACCUUAGGACCCUGAGCAAGCAGCCUCCCCUCUGAAACCAGGUGUCUUGAAAAGGAGUGGGGGCCAAGGCUCUGCAGUGCCGUUUCUCUCCGACACAGCACGUACUGCCU
This is a messenger RNA of Molossus molossus (Pallas's mastiff bat), 3692 nucleotides long. RefSeq names its product interleukin 12 receptor subunit beta 2 (gene IL12RB2). The transcript has 17 exons. Gene Ontology annotation, molecular function: cytokine binding; cytokine receptor activity. Gene Ontology annotation, cellular component: membrane; external side of plasma membrane; signaling receptor complex. Lineage: Eukaryota; Metazoa; Chordata; Mammalia; Chiroptera; Molossidae. The coding region runs from base 431 to 3019 and encodes 862 amino acids. The record is from RefSeq and is a predicted model, not a curated record. Gene Ontology annotation, biological process: cytokine-mediated signaling pathway.